This is a messenger RNA of Aspergillus campestris IBT 28561, 755 nucleotides long. Its product is annotated as CIA30 family protein. The transcript has 2 exons. Lineage: Eukaryota; Fungi; Ascomycota; Eurotiomycetes; Eurotiales; Aspergillaceae. The record is from RefSeq and is a predicted model, not a curated record. Gene Ontology annotation, biological process: NADH dehydrogenase complex assembly. Bases 4 to 654 code for a protein of 216 amino acids.
AACAUGGAAUACGCAAAUAGCAAAAAAUUGUUCAGUCCCCCCUGGGACCUGCAAGAGUGGGCAGCCUCGGACGACCGCGUCCGCGGCGGCCGCUCGACGUCAUGCUUGUCUCGCACGCCCCACGGCGUCCUCUUCCACGGAAACCUCGACAUCAAAGCACUCGGCGGCGCGGGGUUCGCAUCGCAGAAAACCGUCAGCACUGAGAAGACCUGGGACUUGUCGGACUACGAUGGACUCGAGCUUGACGUCCAUGCCUGCGACAGCAAGCGGUACACCGUGGCAGUGACAGACGAGAUCCCUGAGCGUCGACCCGACGGUCGCGAGCAGAGCGCCCUGAUCUGGGAGGUGGAUUUUUGCCCUGAACAUACGGACGGGGUAUUCCGAGUGAAGUGGAGCGAGCUGCGACCGACGUAUCGAGGCAAGGAGGUGCCUGUUGCACGACCUUUAGAUUUGAGUCGCGUGCGGCGGUUUCGGAUCAUGAUUAGGAGCUUUUUUGGUGCGCAGGAGGGUGCAUUCCAGAUGGAGGUGCGUUCUAUCGGGGUGUUUCGAGCGCUGUAUCAGGAUGAGGAAAAUACGGAGUACAUGAACGAGAAAGGCUGGGCUACGGAGGAAGGAGAGGAUGACUUGUUAUGUGGAUGUUGUGGAAUCUUGUAAUAUCAUUACACCUCCCUCAAAAAUAACAAGAUUGUGAUUACUCUCUGUGCGCGGUGAUCCGGCCCAGCCCCGACCUAGAGAACAAGACUCUAUCCUGCAUG